This is a messenger RNA of Zea mays, 1828 nucleotides long. Its product is annotated as alpha-L-fucosidase 2. The record is from RefSeq and is a predicted model, not a curated record. The coding region runs from base 113 to 1408 and encodes 431 amino acids. Gene Ontology annotation, biological process: lipid metabolic process. The transcript has 5 exons. Gene Ontology annotation, molecular function: lipase activity. NCBI's taxonomy places the organism in Eukaryota, Viridiplantae, Streptophyta, Magnoliopsida, Poales, Poaceae.
GAAUUUGAAAAAGCGUGUGGAUGGCUCCGCCGUCCACUCAUUUUAAAAACCGCUGCCCCUCCGCCUUCGUCUUCCUUCCUCGUCCGUUCCGGCGUCCUCUCUCCCCCACCCCAUGCCAACGCCCACCCCGCCGUCUCCGUCCCCGUCUCCCUCUUCUGGAACUUGCCCUCUGCUCCGGAUCGGCGCGGGCCGUCGUUUUGCCAUGGCAUUUCCAUCUUGGGCGACUCUGUUCUUCGCCGGGAUGAUGGUGGUGUUGGCAGCGGUGGAAGCGGAAGCGGAAGCUGGAGGAGGGAGCGUCUGCUUCGACCGGAUGUUCGGUUUCGGGGACUCGCUCACGGAUACUGGCAACUUCCUGCUCUCCGUGCCUGACGACUUCCCGGACCCCGCGCGGAACCUCCCCUACGGCCAGACCUUCUUCGGCCGCCCCUCCGGCCGCUAUUCCGACGGCCGCAACCUGCUCGACUUCUUCGAGGCAUUUGGGUUGCCAUAUGUGCCACCUUACCUAGGCAGUGGGGACUUCCAGAAUGGCGCAAACUUUGCAGUCGGCGGCGCAACUGCUCUCAAUGGCUCGUUCUUCCGUGAGCGCGGUGUGGAGCCUACAUGGACGCCUCACUCCCUUGAUGAGCAGAUGCAAUGGUUCAAGAAGCUUCUCCCAUUCAUUGCACCAUCUGAGACAGAGCUAAAUGAAAUAAUGUCCAAGUCACUUUUGUUUGUGGGAGAGAUUGGCGGAAAUGAUUACAACCAUUUAAUCGUUAGGGAGAAAUCUGUUGAUGAGCUACAUGAAAUUGUUCCUAAUGUUGUUGGCGCCAUAAGCUCGGGCAUCACGGACCUUAUAAAUCUUGGAGCAAAGAAGUUAGUUGUUCCAGGGAACUUCCCAAUAGGGUGUGUCCCAUUAUAUCUUGCAAUCUUUCAGAGCCAAAAGGAGGGUUACUAUGAGGAACAAACAGGAUGCAUUAAGUGGCUCAAUGAAUUUGCUGAGUACCAUAAUAGGAUGCUUCAGGAGGAGUUGGAGAAACUCAGGAAUCUUCACCCUGAUGUAACCAUCAUUUAUGCUGAUUAUUACGGUGCUGCAUUGAACAUAUUCCGUGCCCCACUCAAGUUUGGCUUCACAGUCCCACUGAAUGCGUGCUGCGGAAGUGACGCUCCGUACAACUGUUCCCCUUCAAUACUGUGCGGGCGUCCUGGAUCUACAGUGUGCCCUGACCCAUCAAAAUACAUCUCAUGGGAUGGUCUACACUUCACCGAGGCGAGUUACAAAGUUGUCAUCCAAGGAGUACUAGGGGGGUACGCCAAACCUCCUCUUUCAGAAGCCUGCAAGGGUGCGGAGUUCAAAGUUUCUCAACUUCACCAAUGUACAGAUAAUCCAACAAACACCGUAUCAUACGAUGCCUUGAGCUCUUUUAUUUGAUCUGCUGAGCUCAAGUACUUUUAUAUUUGUGCUGGUAAAAAAAGUGCAGUUUAGAGUUACAGUGGGCAGUGUAGAUGCUGCAGGACCGGGUAUCUUGGACACUUCUCAGAGCGGAGAAGAGAUCCAUCGAUCUAGAGUCAUGUAGUUCUACAAUCAACUUGGCUGCUGGGAGGAGGUAAAAAAAGGUGGGGAUUUUGUAGUGUGGAAAUUUGCAAUAACCGAAGGGAUACAGGUGGUCAUACUGCUAUAUAGGAACCUAGAUCUAUGAUUCUGCUUCUGAGGGCAAUGUAUGUAGAUAUGGGCUCAGUUGCCUUUUAACAGAUACAUGCAUAUAUACAGUGUAAAUUUGUUGAUUCACAUUAACCAGGAUAAUAACCGUUGUCGAAUCCUUGACUUAGAUAUUAACAUUUUUUUUCUUUA